This is a messenger RNA of Colletotrichum abscissum, 219 nucleotides long. RefSeq names its product AN1-type zinc finger protein. The transcript has 2 exons. The coding region runs from base 1 to 219 and encodes 72 amino acids. Lineage: Eukaryota; Fungi; Ascomycota; Sordariomycetes; Glomerellales; Glomerellaceae. The record is from RefSeq and is a predicted model, not a curated record. Gene Ontology annotation, molecular function: zinc ion binding.
AUGCCUCAGAAGAAGAUCCGCUGCACCUUUAAGGAGUGCAAGGAUGCUGCUCAACGCAUCGUUGGCGACUGCGGAUUCUGCAACGGCCACUUCUGUGGCAAGCACCGCCUCUUAGAGGACCACAAGUGCGACGGCUUGGAAGACUGCAAGAAGCAAUCACAUGAGCGGAAUGCAGCACAACUCGAGAGCGAGCGCACGCAAGUUAUCCGUGGGGUAUAA